CCCUGAGUCACAUUGGGUGACCCGCCCGCCGCUUCCAGGGGCGGAGGUGACAGCGGCCCCGGACGGGCGGCCGCACUAGCCGGCGGCACCGAGGGAUCGCGGAGCGGCGGGGAGCAGCCUGAUGUUUCACAAAUCUCAGGAUGAUGUAAGAAAGAGCACGGCUGUAGGAGCUGACACAUGAAAGGUUAUAAAACAUGGAGGCUGGGUCAGUGGUUCGAGCCAUCUUUGACUUCUGCCCUAGUGUCUCAGAAGAGCUGCCCCUGUUUGUGGGGGAUGUGAUUGAGGUGCUGGCAGUGGUGGAUGAGUUUUGGCUUCUAGGAAAGAAAGAGGAUGUUACAGGACAGUUCCCCAGUAGUUUUGUGGAAAUUGUGACCAUUCCCAGCCUAAAAGAAGGAGAGAGGCUGUUUGUCUGUAUCUGUGAAUUUACAUCCCAAGAAGUGAAUAGUCUUCCCCUUUAUCGAGGCGACCUCGUGAUUCUCGAUGGCACUCCCACUGCCGGCUGGCUGCAAGGCCGAAGCUGCUGGGGUGCCCGGGGCUUCUUCCCGUCCUCGUGCGUUCGAGAGCUCUGCCUGUCCUCACAGAGCCGGCAGUGGCACAAGCAGAGUGCCCUGCUGCAGAUUCCCGACUACUCCAUGGGACAGGCCCGGGCGCUGAUGGGGCUCUCUGCCCAGCUGGACGAGGAGCUGGACUUCAGAGAAGGGGAUGUGAUUACCAUUAUCGGAGUUCCUGAACCAGGCUGGUUUGAAGGGGAACUAGAGGGUCGAAGAGGCAUUUUCCCCGAAGGUUUUGUAGAACUUUUGGGGCCCCUGAGGACUGUGGAUGAGUCGGAGAGGUCUGGAAAUCACAAUGACUGCAUGGAAAACGGUGAAGUAGAUACCUCUACUGAAGAGGAGAGAGGGCUGGAAGAGGAGGAUGAGCAGCCAGGGACCUACGGCAUCGCCCUCUACAGGUUCCAAGCCCUGGAGCCCAAUGAGUUGGAUUUCGAGGUAGGCGAUAAGAUCCGGAUUCUGGGGACCCUGGAAGAUGGCUGGCUGGAAGGAUCACUGAAGGGCAGGACAGGCAUCUUUCCUUACCGCUUUGUAAGUGUAUGUUCUGAAACAAAGGUGGAGGAAACUGUGACACCGCCACAGGAAAGCAGCCUUACCAGGGUCCCUGAACCGUCUUUGGAUUGCUCAGAGAACUUAGUCCUGGGAGGAAAAGGUCACGCAUCUCAUGAGUAUGAAGAAGAGACGUCCAGCUGUAUUAUUUCUGAAACAUCUGCUUCUCCCCCAGAUCAUCUGGCCUCUGAAUAUGAACUAAACAAAAUCUCUCACUGGGAUGAGGGCACCUCGAGGGGGCCGCCGAGAAGCCCAGGCCCAGGGCAUGAACAGCCUCUGGCCAGAGACUCUGCCACGAAGGAUUCUUCAGAGGUAGUCAACGGCGUCUCCUCCCAACCUCAUGUGCCUUUUCACCCCCAGCCGCAGAAAAACCAGUAUUAUUCUAGGGCAGGAGGGAGCCAUCCAAGCUCAGGGCAGUUCUCUGACCCUUUUCCUCUAGAAGCAAGAACGAGAGACUAUUCCAGCCUCCCUUCCAGAAAAACACACUCUCAGCCAAAGACUCUAGCAUCUCCUUUUCAUGAAGGCUCCUCUCUCCCAGCCUCUAGGGUGGUCAGGCCCAGCCAGUGGAGCCCUCAACUCCAGGGCAAGGCAAGGUGUCCCCAAAAGUACCACACACCCCAAGGGAAAAACGCUUCCCGCUUUUGUGCAGAGACGAAGCCUGGUCUGCGAGACAUGGCGUCCGCCGUGGAAGCAUUGGCCCUUCCCCAGGGAGACGGCCACGUUGACCUGGAUUCGAAGUUGACGCAACAGCUGAUAGAGUUUGAGAAGAGCUUGUCGGGGUCUGGCUCUGAGCCCGAUAAAAUUUUGCGCCACUUUUCAAUCAUGGACUUCAGCUCCGAGAAGGAUAUUGUCCGAGGUUCCUCAAAGCUCACCACCCAGCAGGAGCUGCCUGCGAGGAGAAAGGCCCUGAGACCACCGCCACCCCGGCCAGCGUCCACUCCUCCCCAUUUGCUGGUGGACCAGAACCUGAAACCCGAGCCACCCUUGGCAGUGCGGCCCUCUCGCCCAGCCCCCCUGCCGCCCUCAGCGCAGCAGAGGAUGAAUGCGGUACCCCCCAAACUCCCAACCUGUAACCGUCCUGCCUGUGAGGACCUAGGAAAGGAGGCCCCUGAGAAUAUGGAAAAGACUUUGGACCAGCCUUCCCAGUGUCCAUUAGUGUUGGUUAGAAUUCAGGAAAUGGAACAGGACUUGGACAUGUACAGCAGGGCUCACGAAGAGCUAAACUUAAUGCUGGAGAAGCAAGAGGAAUCCUUAAGGGCAGAGACCCUGGAGAAUCUUGCAUUCUACGAGAGCAACAUUGAAAAUUUGAAUAUGGAAAUCCAGCAACUUAGAGAAAUGACCCUCCUCUCCUCCCAGUCUUCAUCUCCUGGGGCCGCUUCUGGGUCUGUGUCCACGGAAAACCCGGAGCAGAGGAUGCUGGAGAAGAGAGCCAAGGUGGUAGAAGAACUUCAUCAGACGGAACGAGACUAUGUUCGAGAUCUGGAAAUGUGUAUUGAAAGGAUCAUGGUACCCCUGCAGCAGGCACAGAUACCAAACAUUGAUUUUGAGGGACUUUUUGGAAAUAUGCAGAUGGUGAUAAAGGUCUCAAAACAAUUAUUGGCCGAUCUGGAAAUCAGCGAUGCUGUAGGACCUGUGUUUCUUGAGCACCGGGAUGAGCUUGAGGGAACUUACAAGGUUUACUGCCAGAAUCACGAUGAGGCCACCUCACUGCUGGAAAUCUAUGAGAAGGAUGAGAGGAUCCAGAAGCAUCUCCAGGAUGCCGUGGCAGAGCUUAAGAGCCUGUACAGCGAAUGGGGAUGCACAAAUUAUAUUAACCUGGGCUCCUUCCUCAUCAAACCAGUGCAGAGAGUAAUGCGUUACCCACUGCUGCUAAUGGAGUUGCUGAAUUCCACCCCAGAAUCCCACCCGGAUAAAGCGCCUUUAACCAAAGCAGUACUUGCAGUCAAGGAAAUCAACGUUAACAUUAAUGAAUAUAAACGUCGAAAGGAUCUGGUCCUCAAGUACCGGAAGGGCGACGAAGAUAGCCUCAUGGAGAAAAUUUCUAAACUGAACAUCCACUCCAUCAUCAAGAAAUCCAACCGCGUGAGCAGCCACCUGAAGCACCUCACUGGCUUUGCUCCCCAGAUAAGAGAUGAAGCAUUUGAAGAAACAGAAAAGAACUUCCGAAUGCAGGAACGACUGAUCAAAUCUUUUAUACGAGACCUGUCUCUCUACCUCCAGCACAUCCGGGAGUCGGCCUGUGUGAAGGUGGUGGCUGCGGCGAGCAUGUGGGACGUGUGCAUGGAGAAGGGACACAAGGACCUGGAACAGUUCGAGCAGGUGCAUCGCUACAUCAGCGACCAGCUCUUCGCCAGCUUCAAGGAGAGGACAGAGCGGCUGGUCAUCUCCCCCCUCAACCAGCUGCUCAGCAUGUUCACAGGGCCCCACAAGCUGGUGCAGAAGCGCUUCGACAAGCUGCUGGACUUCUACAACUGCACCGAGCGGGCGGAGAAGCUCAAGGACAAGAAGACGCUGGAGGAGCUGCAGUCGGCCCGCAACAACUACGAGGCCCUGAACGCGCAGCUGCUGGAUGAGCUGCCCAAGUUCCAGCAGCUCGCCCAGGGCCUCUUCACCAACUGCAUCCACGGCUACGCCGAGGCCCACUGCGACUUCGUGCGCCAGGCCCUGGAGCAGCUGAAGCCCCUGCUCUCGUUACUCAAAGCUGCCGGCAGAGAGGGAAACCUCAUUGCCCUCUUCCACGAGGAGCACAGCAGGGUUCUGCAGCAGCUGCAGGUUUUCACCUUCUUCCCAGAGGCUCUCCCAGCUGCCAAGAGGCCGUUUGAGAGGAAGACCGUGGACCGCCAGUCUGCUCGGAAGCCACUCCUGGGCCUGCCAACCUACAUGCUGCAGACGGAAGAACUCCGGGCCUCUCUUCUGGCGAGGUACCCCCCAGAAAAGCUCUUCCAAGCAGACCGGAACUUCAAUGCCGCCCAGGACCUGGAUGUCUCCCUUCUGGAAGGCGACCUGGUGGGCGUGAUCAAGAAGAAGGACCCCAUGGGCAGCCACAACCGCUGGCUGAUUGACAAUGGAGUCACCAAAGGCUUCGUGUACAGCUCCUUCCUGAAGCCCUACAACGCCCGCCGCAGCCACUCGGACGUCUCCGUGGGCAGCCACUCCUCCACGGAGUCCGAGCACAGCAGCUCCUCCCCCCGGUUCCCCCGGCAGAACAGCUGCAGCACCUUGGCCUUCAGCCCCGGCGGCACAGCCGUGGCCUUCACGUCGGGGCCUUGCCAGAAACAGCCUCCAGAUGCGUCUUCGUUGAAGGAACUGGACCGGGCCACUCUCAGCGCUCCCUUACACGUGGGCCGUUCAGAGAGCAGUCCUUCCAGCUGCCCGUCAGACCCGCACUCCGCCUCCCAGCCCGGGCCCUGGGACUCCGCCGACGUGGCCCAGGACGUGGCCCAGCCGGCACCUACCCCGAGGAGCUACCGAAGCGCCCGGCAUCCGGAGGUGGCUGGCUGCUCCGUGCCAGGGCGAAACGGGCAGGAUAACGACCUCCUGAAAGGAUGUGUGGGAACAGCCCAGAAUGUGGAAGAUAAAAACGAAGAGCCGGAGAGCAGCGAGGCGUUAGGCAACCAGGUCUAUUUUGCUGUCUAUACCUUCAAGGCACGGAACCCAAAUGAGCUGAGUGUGUCAGCCAAUCAGAGACUCAAGAUCCUGGACUUUAAAGACGUUACAGGAAAUACAGAAUGGUGGUUGGCCGAAGUUAAUGGGAAGAAGGGCUAUGUCCCAUCCAAUUAUAUCCGCAAAGCUGAGUACACCUGAGCCUACUCUGCUUCCCACUCGCCUUGCUAACCCUCGCUUCCUUCUGCCAGAGGUGCUGGUGGUCCCGAGAGGGCACCGCUCGGGAGGCACAGGCCUGUCCCCAGCGCCCGCCGUGCCCCCGGGGCACAAGACACGACUUGUUCUCCGCCAUUGGGUCCGCCACCUUGAUGCUCACUAGGAUUUCUAGAAUUUGCAAUGAACCCUGGAGCUUGAAGACAAUUCCAUGACCACAAGAAGAGCGGCAAGUCCUGGGUCCGCCGAUGGAAAUGAGAAAUUUCCAAGCAGAAGACAGUAUCUUGUGUCUGCUGGGAGCCAUGCAAUAGCAUUAGAAGAUGUUGGCAUUGGUUGUGCUAUGCUCCACCAUCACCUGACAGAAAUGGACUUGGGUGAAAAGAAUUCUCUGGAAGCCCUUUAGGCUGUGCCUCUGCCUGUGGCAAGGAGUUUGCUGAGAUUGUAUUAAUUCUGGUAUUUCAAAGCUUCAGUGUCCACACACGUUCACACCUCUGUGCCCACCCCAAUUUCUAAAAGUCCUUUUAAAACACUAGCAUGUGUAAUCUGUUUCUUAGCUCCCUGACUGGUUAUGGAACAUUCGAUGGCUUUCUUUCUCCCUUUGAAGGGUGUUUAGCGUCUUUAUUUCCCUUCGACCUCUAUCUGAAGGUUCUCAUUUCUUUAGGUGCAGUCAUCUGCACCGUUCUGAGAGUUAUGUCUACUUUAUACAAUCAGUGUGUGAUAAUCUCCCCAGGCUCUCCCUUCUGCAACCCAUAACUGACAGAUUUUCCAAGGAGAAUAGGAUCAGAGUCCCAGCCAUUUCAUUAGUAGGAUUCACUCUGCAGUGAGCCAAAACCAGCCCGGCCUGGUGAAGACAGGAUACCUUUCUCCUUCAUCCAACACAGUGCUAUCCACGGAUGCAGAAACCUAACACGUGUCUUCUUUUUUAAAAGAUGUUUUUAUUGAUUUCAGAGAGGAAGGAGGAGGGAAAGAGAGAGAGAGACAUCGGUGAUGAGAAAGAAUCAUUGGUUGGCUGCCUCCUACUCGGGAUCAAACUCACAACCUGGACCUGCAUCCCAGCGGGAAUAGAACCGGGACCUCCUGAUUCACAGGUGGACGCUCAACCACCGAGCAACACCUCCUGGCCUAACUCGUGCCUCAUUUGAAGUAGGAUAUUCAGUCCUGAAAGUAGCUCAUCAGAGACUUGGAAUUAGCAUUUUCUGUUUCACUCUAACCUCCAUGUUCCAGAGAUCACAGUCUAAGCCAAAAAGACUCUGAAGUGCCUGGUUGUCCCUUUCUCCGGCCUCAGGAAGAUGUUUGCUAACCCUCACCUGACGACUCUCCCCUGAACGUUCUACUCGAGCAGGGCUCUUAUUAAGGUCUGCCCCCCGUGAAGCCUACCUUGGAACAGAAAACUAUGAAUUUGCCUUAAGAAGGGAAUUAAGGACAGUCUUACAGCCCCUGCUCCACCAAGUGCACCUUCGGCCGAACCACCCUGAUGAGUUGGGAGACACUGGGCUCCCGAGCCCGGGUGCAUGCGGGUCGGUCAGAAGGCAGCAGCGUGAGCCUCUUGUGAAUAGUUUACAUUUAGAGAUGUUUCUAUUGGAGUAGUUAUUUUAUAAAUAAAAGUGUUUCUAAGGACCAUGA
Molecule: messenger RNA, 6536 nt
Organism: Pipistrellus kuhlii (Kuhl's pipistrelle)
Lineage: Eukaryota; Metazoa; Chordata; Mammalia; Chiroptera; Vespertilionidae
Gene: DNMBP
Product: dynamin binding protein
Exons: 18
Coding region: 195-4901 (1568 amino acids)
Biological process (GO): intracellular signal transduction
Cellular component (GO): cytoplasm
Molecular function (GO): protein binding; guanyl-nucleotide exchange factor activity
Source: RefSeq, a predicted model, not a curated record